Loxodonta africana (African savanna elephant) is the source of this 933-nucleotide messenger RNA. RefSeq names its product olfactory receptor 14I1-like. The record is from RefSeq and is a predicted model, not a curated record. The transcript has a single exon. NCBI's taxonomy places the organism in Eukaryota, Metazoa, Chordata, Mammalia, Proboscidea, Elephantidae. Gene Ontology annotation, cellular component: membrane. The coding region runs from base 1 to 933 and encodes 310 amino acids. Gene Ontology annotation, biological process: G protein-coupled receptor signaling pathway. Gene Ontology annotation, molecular function: olfactory receptor activity; G protein-coupled receptor activity; odorant binding.
AUGGGCAACCUUACCAUCAUAACGGAAUUCAUCCUCAUGGCUAUCACAAGCUCCCGGGAGCUACAAGUCUUGCAAGGUCUGCUUUUCUUAGUGAUUUAUCUGGGAGCUGUGUUUGGAAAUCUUCUGACUGUUACUGUCAUUGUGACAAACCCACAUCUUCAUUCCCCAAUGUGCUUCUUUAUAGGCAACUUAUCCUUGUUAGACUUUUGCUAUAUCUCAGUAACUGUUCCUAAAUCAAUUGUAAAUUCUCUGAUGGACAGUAAAUUGAUUUCUCUCAAAGAAUGUCUCGCUCAAACUUUCUUAUUUAUUUUAUUUGGAUCCACAGAAUUUUUUUUCCUUGUGGUUAUGUCCUAUGACCGCUAUGUAGCUAUUUGUCACCCUCUGCAUUAUUGGCUCAUCAUCACCCCACGUCUGUGCACACAGAUCUCAGGGGGCUCCUGGGCCAGUGGGCUGCUCUAUUCUGCGAUCCACACAGGCACCAUAUUCAGACUUCCCUUCACAAAAUCCAAUGUGAUUCACCAGUUUUUCUGUGAAAUCCCUCAAAUCCUGAGCAUCUCAUCUAGGUCUGUGCAGUUUUCUGAGACAGUAGUGCUUGCAGUAAAUGCCUUCAUCACCAUAGUCUGCUUUGUUGUCUUAUUCAUCUCAUAUGUUAACAUAUUUUCUACUGUGCUCCAGUUAAGAUCUGUGGAAGCCCAGAACAAAGCGUUAUCUACCUGUUCCCCUCAGAUAGCUACUUUUCUUUUGUUUAUAAUCUCUGGGCUAUUUGCUUGUUUGGGUCCCAUCUCAAAAGAAUCUACUAUCCAAAGCCUCCUCAUGGCUAUGUUCUACUCCAUGGUGCCCCCCUUCAUGAACCCCAUCAUCUUUAACCUGAGGAACAGGGAGAUCAAGAGUGCUAUCAGCAGAAUGUUUAAUAGAUCUUCCAAGGUCCCCUAG